Penicillium verhagenii is the source of this 1221-nucleotide messenger RNA. RefSeq lists its product as uncharacterized. The record is from RefSeq and is a predicted model, not a curated record. NCBI's taxonomy places the organism in Eukaryota, Fungi, Ascomycota, Eurotiomycetes, Eurotiales, Aspergillaceae. The coding region runs from base 1 to 1221 and encodes 406 amino acids. The transcript has 2 exons.
AUGGGCUCCAUCUCGGAAUCCCACAUCCCCGUCAUCUACGAGCACGAUGACAAGGCCACAACCAUCCUCCCCCUCCUAGCCGCACACCUCCCGCUCUCAACCUCCCUCCUCCGCCGCAUCCAACACGGCAUCGCAAACCCAACCCCCACCGCCAAGAUCCUAACCCCAUGGCUAGCUGCGCGAGUGGAUCUCUACCGCGGCCGCGAAACCCAGAUAAUCCUCUACUCCAGCCUCGAAGCGGAGCACACGUCAAUCCAGCCCAUCGGUGCACUAUCAACUCCACCAGCUGAGCGCCCUGACGCCCCCGCCCCAAAUUACGAAGUAGCCACUCUCCACUCCGCCGACCCUGCCUCCCUGCAGCUGGCCCGUGACCAACUAUUGGCCCUGCUCGCUUACAUCAAGGCCACCCUGUUGCCGGGCUACCUGGCCUCGCUGCCGGAGGGCGCGACCGCACCGGUACAAUCGCAAUCUACUGGCAGUAAUGGCGUCGCGCUGAUCCCGGCGCCGGACCCGCGCGCAUUCCUGAUCGGGUCCCUGCAUACGGGCCUGUUCACGCUGCUGCUUGAGUCGGGCGAGUUCCCGCAUCCCGGCGCGGCGGAUGCGGGCGCCCCCGCGCUCCGGAAUGGACUGAGGGUGCAUCGGUACGAUAAUCCGCCGUACAGCAAGUUUUUCUUCCGGCGGGAGGUGUUUACGGUGCAUGGUGGGGAGGGGGUGGAGGCGGGGGUUCAAAUUCCGUUGCCGGCGGGUUAUCGGUUUUGUGAUCGGGGUGGGAGGACGGGGGUGCAGGAGGCGCAUUUGGAUCUUGUGCAGAGUCGGACGAGCAUUCCGCGGUCCAGGGCGCAGUUGAUGAGUAUUCCUGGGGUGGCGGUUUAUUGGGAUGGGGAUGGGAAUGGGGAUGGAGAGGAUGGGGAGGAAAUGCCGAUUGCGUGGGCUUUCUUGGGCGUUGAUGGGCCGUUGGCGACGUUGCAUGUUGAGCCGGAGCAUCGGGGGAGGGGCCUGGCGCUUUGCUUGUCUAAGGAGACGAUGCGGAGGGGGAUGGAUCCGCAGGGCGUGUUUGGGGCUGAUAGGCUUGGGUUUGGGGGGGAGUUGGGGGAGAGUACGACGGCUUGGGUGCAUGCUGAGGUUGCGCAGGCUAAUAAGGCUAGUCGGAGGGUUAUGGAGAAGGUUGGUGGGGAGGUUAUGAAUACUGUUAUGUGGGUGGUUAUUGAGGUUUGUGAUUGA